Toxotes jaculatrix (banded archerfish) is the source of this 1412-nucleotide messenger RNA. It is a transcript of the gene fbxw4, whose product is annotated as F-box and WD repeat domain containing 4. NCBI's taxonomy places the organism in Eukaryota, Metazoa, Chordata, Actinopteri, Toxotidae. Gene Ontology annotation, molecular function: protein binding. Bases 176 to 1345 code for a protein of 389 amino acids. The record is from RefSeq and is a predicted model, not a curated record. Gene Ontology annotation, biological process: SCF-dependent proteasomal ubiquitin-dependent protein catabolic process. Gene Ontology annotation, cellular component: SCF ubiquitin ligase complex. The transcript is spliced from 9 exons.
CUGUUUCCUGUGCGCGGCUGCUCAGUGAAAGAUGGUGCACAGUUUGUUUGGUUUAACUCCCGUUUUUUUUGUUUUUUUGUUUUACCGAGGAGCAGCUUGUACGGGGACAACACACACCGAGAGCCGGACACAGAGUGUGUGAGGGGGGAGCGGCAGUGCUGCCAGCGGGCAGACCAUGCUCUUACUCCAGCUGCCAGAGGAUGUCCUCUAUCACAUCUUGUCUUAUUUGGACUGCAGGUCUCUCAGUCGUCUCUCUCAAGUCUGUAAAAGCGUUUACCGCUUUGUAAACCGGGACGCUGUGUGGAGGAGGAUCGCCAAAGAGUUUCUAAACACGGGGAUCAGUCGGGACGGCACGGACAUAUAUCCUCACAUCCCACUGAAGGAGAGAGUGAAGAUAGCUCAAAACUGGUGUGGUGGGAUCUGCAAAAGGGCAAUUCCUCUCAAAUGGAAAACAAAACUGUUGCCAUGGUUGCAGCUGGAUGGAGAUGUACUGUAUCUAUCUCAGGCCUCUGAGAUUGGAGCGUACCACGUGCGCCGAGACUCUGGGAGACUCCAGCGUAACCCAUUUGAAAUCUACUCAGGCCACAAUGGUGAUGUGUGUCACUUUGUCCUGACGGACUCUCACCUGAUCAGCGGUGGAAGUGACGGCAAGAUCCUGGUCCACAGUAGGACGAGUGACAUGUCGGUGGAGUUAUCGGGUCACAACCAGGAAGUCAACUGCCUGGACUCUAAAGAUGGACUCAUCAUCAGUGGAUCCAGGGACAGAACAGCCCGGAUCUGGACUUUGGCUUCCUCCUGCCCCAGAGUCACAAUUCCCAUGUAUGACAGAGUGUGGUCUGUUGCCAUUAGUCCCACAAUGAGCUCCUUUGUCACAGGAACUGCAUGCUGCAAGAACUUUUCCCCUCUUCGCAUCUGGGAUGUAGAACGGGCGGAGUGUGUGUGCAGUCUGGGCUCAGAGUUUCGGCGCGGGGCCGGGGUGUUGGACAUGGUGUUUGAGUCUCCUUUCCAGCUCUUUACCUGCGGCUAUGACACCUUCAUCCGGCUGUGGGACCUCCGACUCAGCCCACGGAAGUGUGCGAUGGAGUGGGAGGAGCCUCAUGACAGCGCUCUGUACUGCAUCCAGACUGACAGGAAUCACAUGAUAGCCAGCGGCUCCUCGUACUACGGUGUGGUACGACUCUGGGACAAACGGCAGACUGAAUGCCUGCAGUUCUUCCAGCUGAGCUCAGACCCAGUGAGCAGCCCAGUUUACUGCCUGAGGUUCAGCAGCGCUCAUCUGUACGCAGCCCUGGCCACCGCUCUGCACUCACUGGACUUCAGACAGAACCCCAUGUCCACGAGAUGAUACACACACACACACACUAAUUUAUUAGUUCAAUAAAGUUGUCUAUUUUCACAAUAAAUGUUUUCAA